CCUGUUUGCGCCGCUAUAAAACCUCCAGGAAACCCGCCACGUUCCUCGCCGGCCUGUGUAGUACAGCUACAGCUAGCACCGCGUCGUACCCGCAUACCACCGAACCAAGAACCAGACCUCUCGACCCCACCGCGAGCAUGCGCUUCGCGUGCACGGCGGCACCACUCUGCUACCACCUCCGCUCUUCUUCUUCCUCCUCUCGGACCACGCCGUCUCUUCGUCUUCUUCAUCUCGGAUUCUACGAGCUAGCUAGCGUGAUUCACUGAUCUCUAGCUGGAGAUGGGUAUAGGCAAGGAGCCCGGAGCUGUCGCGGCGUGCGGGGCGGUGGCGUUCUCCUGGGAGCAGGAGCCGGGGGUGUCCAAGGAGAGCCCGGCGGCCGAGACGACGAAGCUGCCCUCCGGCGGAAGGAGUACUACGCCGGAGAGCACCAAGAAGGCGGAGGCACGGACGCACCAGCUGCGCGUGCCGCCUCCGCCGGGAGGUCCCGGAGCGCCGUCCCUGUCGCCGCCGGUGAAGGCGGCGAGGAGCAGGUCCAGCCGACGGGGCGUCCGGCCGGAGGAGGACCCGUUCCUCGCGGCCUACGUCGCCUGCACGGCCAGCGGCAGGAAGACCGGCAGGGGGCACACCGAGGCCCAGAAGAUGCUCGGGUGGGCCGGGCUUAGGUUCGCUCUUGGGCUCGGCCUCUCUUGCAAGACCUCUUGUGGUGUUGCAGAGGAGAGCGUCGUCAGGCUGACCAAAAACCCCUGAAAUGGAUGAUCAUCAGAUUGACCAUUUCCGGUGUUUUUUGUAUUAUACGAUUUUCUUUGCCAUUUUGUACUACUGCUGAUGUCCCGUGGUGCAGAUCAUAUUCGUUACUGGCUGAGAAGUAGUGCCAAACAAAUCAGAAUCCUGGACUCUGGAGUUUUAAAUUCA
Molecule: messenger RNA, 912 nt
Organism: Aegilops tauschii subsp. strangulata
Lineage: Eukaryota; Viridiplantae; Streptophyta; Magnoliopsida; Poales; Poaceae
Source: RefSeq, a predicted model, not a curated record